AUGCCUGUCCCGGUCCAAAUAGCUUACAAGCCCAUUGGCAAGCCAGAGGUUGGAGUCAACAACUACCAAGGCUUCAACCCUGGAAAGAGUGAGACAUUGUCGAAGGGCUGGAAUGGAUACGGUGCAAAGCCUCUCCAAAGCGACAUUCAAAUCGAUCAUGAUGUUGAAAUCGUCGUUCGAGAUGGUUGCCGCUUGUAUGUCGACAUCUACAGGCCUGCAGGUUUGUCGGAGGAAAAGAUCMCGGCCAUUAUUGGAUGGUCAUGCUAUGGCAAAAAGUACAGCGCUCUCAGCAUGCUGCCAAUGACUGUAUGGAACUGUUGUGUGGAGAAGAAGGAUCUCUCGGGGCUGGAGAAGUUUGAGGGAUUGGACCCACAGAGGUGGUGCCCCAGAGGAUACGCAAUCAUCUCGGUGGACUCUCGUGGAACAGGCAGCAGUGAUGGACAGAUUCCUAUCAUGGGAUCUCAGGACGCAGAGGAUGCUUAUGAUGUCGUCGAGGCCCUGGCAAAGAUGGACUGGUGUAGCGGUAAGGUGGGCAUGGCAGGAAAUUCUGCCCUUGCCAUCAUCCAAUGGCACACCGCAUCUCUCCAACCUCCUUCCUUGGCAGCAAUCGCUCCGUGGGAGGGCUCCGGAGAUCUCUUCCGAGAGCAAUUCUGUCGUGGAGGGGUAUUCUCGAUGAGCAAUUUCGAUCUCAUCACCCGUGAGAUCAUCAAAGGCAACUCAGGAGUGGAAGACUUUGCGGAAAUGUACAGAAGGAGCCCUCUCGCCAACCAAUACUGGAAUGAUAAGCGACCCGACAUGACCAAGAUCAAAUGUCCCGUCUUCAUCUCCGGGUCAGAUUUCAGCUCUAUCCAUACCAUGGGUGCCGUCCGGGGUUUCCUUGAAGUGCAAGGAAAGAAAUGGAUUCGAUGGAGCAGCCAUCAGGAGUGGUACGAGCUCUACUGCGAUGAUCACGCCGAUCAAGAACUUCAUCAGUACUUUGAUCUGUUCCUCAGGGACGUCCAAAACGACUUUGAGGAGAAAACUCCCAAGGUCCGGUGGUCUGCCUUGCAAUUCGGUGACCGCGAAGCAAUCGACAACAUCGAAUACGCCGACUUUCCCAUCCCCAACACCGAAUAUCGAGAGUACUUUUUGCACGACAACACGCUUAAUGGCUCCAAGUCUUCGGCCACUUCAACAGUGACAUACAACUCCGACGAUGGGAAAGAUGUCGCCGACUUCACUCUCGUCUUCCAGGAACGUACCCGUCUCAUCGGCCUUCCCAAAGCUAUCCUCUACAUGUCCUGUAAUGAUCACGACGAUAUGAACGUCUUCGUUCAUCUACGCAAGCGGGACAAGGACGGCAACCCCUUGAUGCACCUCACCUUUCCCUUCCAUGCUACUCCCGUGAGUUCGAUUGCCGAUAUCCCCGAGAAACAACGCCAAAGCACGAACCUCCAUACCGGAUCCACCGGGGUCCUACGCGCAUCUCAUCGGGCUUUUGAUCCCGAAAGAAGCAUUCAUCCACAAUUUCCCUUCCACCCUCAUGACAAGGAAGAAAAGAUUACACCUGGGGAGAUUGUACGCCUGGAGAUUGGUAUCUGGUGUAUGGGUGUAGACUUUGAAGCUGGCGAGGCCAUAUCCGUGCAGGUUUCUGGUCAAUUCCCCAACAUUGCAGAGUACAAGGCUUGGUCUGAAGCUCGUCCAGCCCAUGAGUUGAACAAGGGUCGGCACAUUCUGCACACGGGUCCAGAUCACCCUAGCAGCAUAAUCCUACCAGUCGUGCCAGUCUAG
Ramularia collo-cygni is the source of this 1770-nucleotide messenger RNA. RefSeq names its product probable acyl esterases. Gene Ontology annotation, molecular function: dipeptidyl-peptidase activity. The transcript is spliced from 3 exons. Bases 1 to 1770 code for a protein of 589 amino acids. NCBI's taxonomy places the organism in Eukaryota, Fungi, Ascomycota, Dothideomycetes, Mycosphaerellales, Mycosphaerellaceae. The record is from RefSeq and is a predicted model, not a curated record.